Molecule: messenger RNA, 378 nt
Organism: Mixia osmundae IAM 14324
Lineage: Eukaryota; Fungi; Basidiomycota; Mixiomycetes; Mixiales; Mixiaceae
Exons: 3
Coding region: 1-378 (125 amino acids)
Source: RefSeq, a predicted model, not a curated record
AUGAUGCGUCUUGUCUCCAGCUUGCUUGCUGCUUGCCUUGUCCUGCUUUCGACUUAUGGCACCUUUGCCAAGGCCGAUCCUGCCUCGGCCGAGCUUUACAUGGGUGGCAAAUGGUUCUUUGCACACUCUCCCAAGCCCUAUGCAAGUAAUAGCCUCGGCCUGCAUUUCCUCACCUGCACCUGCUUGCGCGACUACGUCUGCUCGAGCACGCAGGACAGCGUUGCAGGCAUCGCCAUCGAUACUGUCAAGGGGUCACCUGUCCUCCUCGACAGCGGCGCCUACAUGACUUGUGUUGUCGAGGGCAACGGUGGUGUCUACUCGCCUAACUGCUCGCCCAAAUUCAGUCUAGUUGCCAACUGCAUCGACUCGUUGACUUGA